Galeopterus variegatus (Sunda flying lemur) is the source of this 920-nucleotide messenger RNA. It is a transcript of the gene CLDN20, whose product is annotated as claudin 20. NCBI's taxonomy places the organism in Eukaryota, Metazoa, Chordata, Mammalia, Dermoptera, Cynocephalidae. Gene Ontology annotation, biological process: cell adhesion; bicellular tight junction assembly. Gene Ontology annotation, molecular function: structural molecule activity. Bases 102 to 761 code for a protein of 219 amino acids. The record is from RefSeq and is a predicted model, not a curated record. Gene Ontology annotation, cellular component: plasma membrane; bicellular tight junction. The transcript has a single exon.
CAUUUGGUAUUCCACUGCAUAGAAACAGCUACGAUUCUGACUGAGAGCCAUCAUAAUUAGGCAUCAGGAUUUUCUUGGGGCACAGAGGUAACAGUGACAUCAUGGCCUCAGCAGGUCUCCAGUUCCUUGCUUUCAUCCUGGCCUUGUCUGGGGUUUCUGGAGUGCUCACAGCCACGCUGCUACCCAAUUGGAAAGUGAAUGUGCAGGCGGGCUCCAACAUCAUCACAGCCAUCGUGCAGCUGCACGGGCUAUGGAUGGACUGCACAUGGUACAGCACCGGGCUGUUCAGCUGCUCCCCGAAAUCCUCCAUUCUGUCCCUCCCCAUCCAUGUGCAGGCUGCGAGGGCCACCAUGGUCUUGUCAUGUGUUCUGUCUGCUCUGGGGAUCUGCACUUCCACAGUAGGAAUGAAAUGCACUCGCUUAGGAGGGGACAGAGAAACCAAGACUCAUGCUUCUGUUGCUGGAGGAGUCUGUUUCAUGUCUGCAGGGGUCUCUGGUUUAAUACCAACAGUGUGGUACACAAAGGAGAUCAUAGCAAACUUCCUGGAUCUGACUGUUCCAGAAAGCAACAAACACGAACCUGGAGGGGCUAUCUAUAUUGGAUUCAUUUCAGCAAUGCUGCUGUUUAUCUCUGGCAUGAUUUUCUGUGCUUCCUGUAUAAAAAAGAGUCCAGAAGCUUGGCUCUACCCACCCAAGCAGCGGCAUGUCUCCACCACACAGCUAGAGAACAAUUUAGCAUACCACCUGAAGGAUUAUGUGUAAACAACUGCGUAAUGCUUGUGGAACAAAGCCUUGGGGUGCCUGCUGGGUCUUUAUUUUAGAUUUAAAAAAUCAGAAUUAUGUUUAACUUUCUCUACAAAGAGUGUAAAAUACUUUCAAAACUAAAAGGCAGUUUAAAAUGACAACGAUAUACUAUUAUAU